ACAGUAAAGGUUACUUUUUCUAAGUCCAUACAAAACAUCAUAUCCUUUAUCCAGUGUGAAUGUGAAGGGGGAUCAUUCCAUCUUAAUAAGACAGCUCUCCUGGCAAUUAAUGAUGAAAGUGAGAGAAUUCUUUGUUUGACGCCAAAGAUGGCGGAUAAAGGGUUUGACUUGAUCUCACAGUGCAAGACGUCAGAUAUAGUACGGAAGGCUGACGUCUAGAAAUUAGCUGGAGAAGGACAAGACCAAAACAUGUGGAUUUAUGUAGCAGGUGAACUGCUAUACCUGUCACAUGUUGGGUCCAUGUUUGGGUAAAUGCACACCAGUUUAGCUUUAGAGAGGUGUACCUGGUGGAUAACUUUAAAUUACAGAAGUGUGUGGUGAGUACACAUCAAGGAUGAAAACAGAAUCCCACACCUUGUUUUUUUUACUGUCCCACAGCCACCCUGAUGUAAUGUCAUGAAAAAUGAAACUACUUGCAGUUGAAUGAUUGACAGAUGUAAUUCUGAGGUCUUAUGUUCAGAUGUUCUUUCUAAGUAUUGUGAGUUGUUUUCUCAGGUCAUCGUUCGAGGCGGCUCAGCAGUGGGCCUUACCUGUUCAGUUCUGUCAGCUCCACAGUCUGGAGCUCAGCCUGAUUUAUCCCAGGCACUGUGCUGAGGACAGACAAUUUGUACACUUUUUAUUGUUUGUCCAACUGCACAAUUUCCCACCCCAGCAGGUGAGGUCCCUGGUAGGUCUCUUUGACCCCGUCUUGCAGGCUCACCUAAGCCUCGCAUUUCAAGACCUGCAGGUUCACAAUCAGACGAGCCGAGACCCUCAGGAACAGUUGGGCUUUUUGAGAACAGACGUGGCCGCUGGGGGCUCUGAACAUGGUGGGGAGCUGUUCCAGGUGCUGCUGCAGAGCCAGGAGAAGCAAGUGUCAUGGAAGUUUCUCCUACAUGAAGCAAUAGUUCAACACUGCCCGAUGCUGGCAGUACUUGCUGCCUGUCUGCAGGGAACAGAUCUGCUGUCAUGUCUGUGUGUGUGGAUGCUGACCUCUGUCGUUGACACAACAGAAGAGGCCACUUCACACCUCACCGAAGCCCCCCAGGACCAUGAAUGGACCCUCCAUGACCUGUCAGUCAUCUGGAAGACGCUGCUGAGGCAGGGUCACACCUGGGUCCUCCUGCGAGGAUUUGAGCUUUUUCAGCAGGAUUGUCCCCUGGUGUUGGUGCUGAGAAUGUUCGAGUUGUGUUGCGAUUACAGAAAAUUCACUGAGGCCAAGACAAAGUUGUUGGACUUUCAGAGGACACUUAUUGCUCUCAGAAACUGUGGUCCAGAGGCUGCAGGCAGCCUUCCUCUGCAGUGGGUGGAGAGCCAAGCCUCAGUGCUGCUCCUCACCAUGCUGCUGCGCUGCUCCUCCCAGUACGACCUUCACCAGCUGCUGCAGCUCCUGGCUGACGUUGACAAACUUCUCAAAUCCAAUGGUCCAGACUUCAGGAAGUUGAGCCAGCUGAGUCAGUUACUGCAAGGAUCAGGUGUGACUCUGUCCCAGAGCCUGCUGCAGUGCAUUUCCCCCUCUGUCCAGCAGGAGGAGUUUCAGCUGAUAGUGGAUGCUUUGCAAACUGGAGGAUGCUACAGCCAGGCCAGACAGGUGGCAGUGCUGGCUGGUCUGCCUGUUCACCGCCUCCUCAUGAGCCAGCUGCUUCAGGAAGUAAACUUCCACAAGAGCAAGUGGCGGUGGAGACGUUUGGAGACCCGAGUGGCCUUCUGGAAGAAGUGCCACAGGCGACUGAAAGCUGACAGCACUGACCCAGAGUCAGCCGCGCAGUUCUUUUUAUCUCAGUCUGACGCCGCCGCCGGCCCUGAUGGUGACCAGGCUCAGACAAAUGUUUUGGACAUCCAGGAAUGCUGCUUGCUGCUCCAGCUCACAGCUCACUGGCUUUCUUUGCUAACCCCUGUUCCUGUGGAUGAGCUACAGAGGCUGGAGAAAAAGCUGUGGUUCUGUCAGGUCCAGAAGCACAUUCUCACAACUACAAUAGAGGAAAAGAGCAUGUUUAACCUGCUGCCACCAGCAAUCACACCUGAAACCAACGAAUAUGAGAUGUUCAUGAAGGAGUUUUCGUUCUCUAACAUUGCAGACCUGAAUAUGGAGAAGUACCUGAGUCUGGAGGGAUUCCCAGAAAAGCCUGAGGAGUUGGAAACAGAAUCAGAUUUAAGUUCUGAAGAGAGAAGAGUUUUAGCAAUACUUAUUGACCAGUUACUAGAUAAGGGUAGUAUACAUGAAGCCAGUCGUGUUUGCCGCUAUUUCAAUAUGCACAAUCCAGAUGUAUGGUUGGUCCUGUGCUGCCAUGCUCUGGCAUGUGGAUUCUUGGUACCGGAACAACAAGGGCAGACCUCAGAACCCAUAGAAACAAAGGCUCUAACCCAGUCCCCCUCACUCAGCAGUCUGUCCUCAUUUGUGAUGGUGCCCCUCCAUGAAGAUGCAGUCACUGUCCAGAUCCAGAAACGGGUGGAUCAGUGUCGCCAUGGGAGCAGCUACUGCAAACAAGUCCUCAGUCUCUACCAGCUCUCCAAGGAGCUGCAGUGCCUCUUCAGUCAUAUCAGCAGAGAAGAGCCUCAUUCUGUGUUAGAGAAGCUGCUGUUGUUGGUGCAACCAGAUCGGUUCAGGAUGGCCAAGACCUUCAUCAAAACUCAGGGUCUCAGUGCUGACAGUGUGGCUGAGCUGGUCUCUAAUGCAGUGGUUCAAGGCCUGCUAGCAGCAACCCAGGAGCUGCAGUCUGGAGAAAGGCUGAUUUUCAGACCAUCAGAGGGGCAGGAGUCACUGAUACAACUGAUCAGACUGUGUGAAGAUCCAAACAUAGUGGGCCUCAAACUGCUGGAAAACCUUAACUCUGUUCCACUGAGGGACCUGAACUCCAUUGUGGAGCUGCUGAUUGUGGCUCACAGCUGUUUCAGUCUCACUUGUAACAUGGAGGGAAUUGUUCGAGUUCUCCAAGCUGCUCGUCAUCUCAGCCACACCUACCUGGCUCCAGGAGAGCACUACAGCCUGCUGGUGCGUCUCCUGACGGGUAUUGGCAGGUACAAUGAGAUGACGUACAUCUUCGAUUUGCUUCAUCAGAACCAUUGUUUCGAGAUGCUACUGAGAAAGAAGGUGGACAGAGACAUAGGACAGAGCUCUAGUUUGAAAACUUCUCUGCUGGAUUACAUCAAACGCUGCCUCCCUGCUGACAGUGAGAAGCACAACAUGGUGGCGCUGUGUUUCAGCAUGAGAAGGGAAAUUGGAGAAAACCAUGAAAUAGCUGCCAGGACACAGCUGAAGAUGAUUGAAUCUCAGGACUGGGUUGUGAAUCCUGAUCUUAAGAACUCAUUGGUCAAGGUGUUGGGUCUGCUAAAGGAUGCUGCAGAAAGUUUCUCCAAGGACUCCUGUGUGCAUCAGGCUGGUCGUUGUGUCCGUGCAGCCAAACUGAUCACUCUUCAGCUCCACUUGUUGAACCAGGGAUCCAACCUACGCAUCAUAAACCUAAAGCCUGCAGAGAUGCAUAGUGCCAUCUUGGCUCUGCCACAGUGCUACCAGGUGUUUGUUGUCGCAGAAGCGUACAGCUACAGUCCAGACUGGGCUGAGAUUUUGUAUCAGAAAGUGGCUCUGAAGGGACACUUUGCUUACCUUGAGGAGCUGAAAUGCCACCGUCCUCUCACCUCCGCCCUAUUUGAAGACAUUUUCAGAAAGCUGGACAGCAUCCCCAGUAGCGUCUGUUCCAAUGUGAAGCGUCUGCUCAACCACUGUGAUGAUGUGUACACCCGCUACAGACUGGCCUACCAGCAGAAUCUCUAUGAUGUCACCAAAACACUGCUGCAAGACAACAAAACCUCCAGCUACAUGAAUGACAGACUUGCCAGUAAAGCAUUUAUCUGACUGAGCAAUGUCAUGUGUCUGUCAGGACAGUCCAGUCUACAGUCAGUGGUCUGUAAAUACCCAAUAAAAUGAUUUUGGUGUACAGCAAUUAUUCAUGUGUACAAAAUAUAGUUUUAUGAAACCAUUAAAAUGACUGAACUUUUCUAAGCUAAAUGAUGUAAUAUUAACAUUAAACAGUUUCUGAUCAGGAUUUCAGAAACUGAAAUCCUGAUAAUUUCUGUCAGGAUUUCAGUUUCUGUCUUUAUUUGAUCAGCAACAAAUUCUGUUAGUCUGUGAAAAUGAUCACAAAAUGACUACAUAGUUUUUACGAUUACUCAUCCAGUUGUGGAACCUAAUAAACAAAAUACAGU
Messenger RNA from Poecilia latipinna (sailfin molly), 4242 nucleotides. It is a transcript of the gene spg11, whose product is annotated as SPG11 vesicle trafficking associated, spatacsin. NCBI's taxonomy places the organism in Eukaryota, Metazoa, Chordata, Actinopteri, Cyprinodontiformes, Poeciliidae. Gene Ontology annotation, cellular component: synapse; dendrite; cytoplasm. The coding region runs from base 521 to 3892 and encodes 1123 amino acids. Gene Ontology annotation, biological process: axonogenesis; chemical synaptic transmission; axo-dendritic transport. The transcript is spliced from 17 exons. The record is from RefSeq and is a predicted model, not a curated record.